Messenger RNA from Colletotrichum spaethianum, 240 nucleotides. RefSeq lists its product as uncharacterized. Bases 1 to 240 code for a protein of 79 amino acids. The transcript has a single exon. The record is from RefSeq and is a predicted model, not a curated record. Lineage: Eukaryota; Fungi; Ascomycota; Sordariomycetes; Glomerellales; Glomerellaceae.
AUGUGGAACGCAGAGGAAGCCGCGCUCAUCAUGCCACGCAUCACGACCCCGUGGACAUCGGAGGAGUACGUCGACCCAGUUCAACAGACGGAGAAGAUUGUAACAGAAGUCAACGCCAACCUCGUUCUUGCGAAUAAUCUGUUCACACCCGCCAUCACCGUGCUAUGGAAGCUGAAGCCGAAUUGGCAUGUGCUGUCUCCGAACACUUACAAAGACUUCAUCUUGAUUACCAAGCCCUGA